Messenger RNA from Aureobasidium musti, 1206 nucleotides. Lineage: Eukaryota; Fungi; Ascomycota; Dothideomycetes; Dothideales; Saccotheciaceae. The record is from the annotation of a GenBank genome assembly.
CUAUCCUCCACUAUGCGUCCAUCAAUCUGGUUCUUUGCCUCCAUGGCUGGCUCUUGUUUGGCUCAGGGCGAUCUGGCCGGCCUUCUCUCUUCUCAAUCAGACCUCAGUACUCUGCUUGAGCUUGUUGGCUUGGUCGAUGGCCUGGCAGAAACUCUUUCAGCGGCUUCAAACAUCACGAUUUUCGCCCCAACCAACGAGGCUUUUGCCAAAGUCCCACGCGACGAACCGGAAGGUGCUGCCAUCGAGUAUCGCAACGAGACCAUCGCAGUCGCAGCACUUCUUGCCAAUCAUGUCUUCAAAGGAGUGUACCCUUCCGACGUCAUUACCAACGUUCCAACCUUUGCUCAGACCUUGCUCAAUAGCUCCUAUGUGACUGCCACUCAGCCAUUCUCCAACAUCACCGGUGGUGCUUACAACGGGCUGGUCAAGAAUGGCGACGACGUCUGUGUCUUGUCUGGAGAGGAGACAAUCUCCACCGUCACUCAAGCUGACAUCAAACUGGGCGAAGGCAUCACGAUCCACAAGAUCGAUACUGUUCUUUCCUUUGGUGCUCCUCUCCAGCUAUUCACAUACCGUGCUGGAUAUCGCGCCAUGAACGCCGCCCUCGAGGCAGCAAACCUGGGCUUUGAUGUUGGUCUGAGUGGUCCGGAUCAGAAAGGCCUCAACAUUUCUGACUUCACCAUCUUCGUUCCGACCGAUGCAGCUUUCGAUUCCAUCGGUUCAGUGCUUGAGUCGGCCGAUCUCGAGACACUCCAGGAAGUCCUCAAAUUUCACAUCAUCCCCAACAACGUCAUCUUCUCGCCUUCUCUUAGAAACGUCACUGUGCCCUCGCUUCAAGGUACCAAUUUGACCUUCACUGUUUUGCCUGACGGUUCCGCCUGGGUCAACAACGCGAAGAUCACCUUUCCAAACACCAUCUUGUUCAAUUGUGUUGCUCAUGUCAUUGACACACUGUCUUUCCCUAGUGCUUCCCCGGUUGCGGUCCUGCCGUUCACCAGUGUUGCGUUUGAAGGCGAUACAAUGACUUAUACAUCGACUCCUCGUCUUCUGCAGACCAUCGCCGCUGUCGCAACUUCUCGACCAAUUGCCAAUGCCACUUCUUCCAGCCCGCCUCUUGCUACCUAUACUGGAUCUGGCAUCAGCCUCGCUACUAGUGCUGCCAUGGUCAUGGCUGUGGCUAUUGGUGUUGCUGCCUUGUUGAUUUAG